CGAAGCAGCGAGAGAAAAUUCACAGUGCAGGAGCGUGACCACACACCCGUCUCGCGCUCACUUUUCUCUAGCCGCAGGGCCCGGCGAGGAAGCUAGCUAGCUAGCUCGCUCGCCCGUCCGUCACGUGUAGCAGCAGCCGAUCAGCUCCAGAGAUCUCGCCGCAAUGCCGAGGGAAAGCGGGAUUUUGGUGCCGAUCCCUUGGAGCGUGGCGUGGUGACCACGAACGGAGAGCCUACGUACGCCUCUGCCGCAGCCCACGCGUCUGCGGCACCGCUGUUGCCUUUGCCUGCCUGCGCUCGCUGCGGCGCUUCGAGCACAUCGCCCGGGCACGGAGUCCACACACGGAGUUGGCGCCUGCCGCGUCCCACUCCGCGCGGUGCCCGCCACCACUAUUUUACACCGUCUCGUGCAUGUCCUAGCUUUCCUCCCCCCUCCACGUCUCGCUAGAAACGCACGCACACGCGUAUAGUAGCAGUGUAGCACCAACGGGCAGUCGGGCACUAGCUAGCUCCUUCGAGUCCGAUCGAUCGGAUCGGCAUGACGCUGGAUGCCCUGUGCGCGGCCGGCGACGUCCUCGUCUACGACACCUUCAACGCGGCGGCGGCCGUGAGUGCCGCGCCGGCCGAGAGCAGCCUCCUCUUCUGCGACGUCGCCGGAGCGGCAUGGAUGGCGGGGUCUGCUGCCGCUGAGGCGCCGGCUGUGACCAUAGUGCCGGUGGAAGAAGGGGAGAAGGCGCAGGGGAGGAGGAAGCGGCGGCGGCGGGCGAGGAGCUGCAAGAAUCGCGAGGACGCCGAGAGCCAGCGGAUGACCCACAUUGCCGUCGAGCGCAACCGCCGCCGCCAGAUGAACGAGUACCUCGCCGUGCUCCGCUCCCUCAUGCCGGAGUCCUACGCCCACCGGGGCGACCAAGCAUCCAUUGUCGGCGGCGCCAUCGAUUUCGUCAAGGAGCUCGAGCAGCUGCUGCAGUCCCUGGAGGCGCAGAAGCGCACGCUCCUCGCCCAGCCGCAGCAGGAGCACAAGCCGCUGCCCAUCCGUGACGCGAUGCCAUCGUCGAGCAAAACGGUCACGGCCGCGGCGACAACUACGACGAGCAGCGGCAGCGGCGAGGGCAAGCAGGCGUCGGCGAUGCGCGAGGGGAUGGGUCCGCCGUUCGCGGGGUUCUUCACGUACCCACAGUACGUGUGUCGCCUCCCGCCGCGGGACGACGCCGACGACCGCGCCGGGGCGGCGGACAUCGAGGUGACGCUGGUGGAGACGCACGCCAACGUCCGGGUGAUGGCGCCGCGGCGGCCGGGGCAGCUGCUCAGGAUGGUCGCCGGGAUGGAGGCGCUCAGGCUCACCGUGCUGCACCUCAACGUCACCACGCUCGGCUCGCUCGCGCUCUACUCCCUCAGCGUCAAGGUGGAGGAAGGGUGCGGGCCGACGACGGCGGACGACAUCGCCGCGGCGGUGCACCAUGUGCUCUGCCUCGUCGACGCCGAGGCGACGUCGCAGCGGCUGCUCGCCGGUGGGCAGCAGGAGAUUUUAAGUUAGCUAGGUGGACCGGGGCAACGCCGGCAAGCUUGCCGUCUGAGGCAGGGGUAGUAAUUUGUAAAGUGUAGUGGACCUCUACGAGGCUUUGGAGCAUGGUUAAUAAGAGCAUGUGCAGCCGGACUUUGCAAA
Messenger RNA from Triticum aestivum (bread wheat), 1662 nucleotides. RefSeq names its product transcription factor bHLH94. Gene Ontology annotation, molecular function: RNA polymerase II cis-regulatory region sequence-specific DNA binding; DNA-binding transcription factor activity, RNA polymerase II-specific; protein dimerization activity. Gene Ontology annotation, biological process: regulation of transcription by RNA polymerase II. Lineage: Eukaryota; Viridiplantae; Streptophyta; Magnoliopsida; Poales; Poaceae. Bases 538 to 1533 code for a protein of 331 amino acids. The transcript has 3 exons. The record is from RefSeq and is a predicted model, not a curated record.